AUGGCAUCAGUGACGCGAAAAUUACUUAAUAUUUGUCGAUUUUGUCUGUGCCAGGACGAAAGUAAGCUUCGCCCAAUCGAAAAUAUACUGCCGCUUACGGUAAAAGACGUGGAACGGUUCACCGGUAUAAAGAUAAACACGCAAGAAAAUAUAUCUUAUGCGAUGUGCUUCGACUGUACACACAAAUUGGAAGUCGCGUCCAAUUUUCUUCAGUUUUGUUUAAACAACAAUGCAGAUUUCGAACGGUUACUAAAAAUAGCUAAGGCCAGUGCUAGGAAUGUGCCCAAAAGGACAAUUCAUCCAUCAAGGCAACUAGAAAGCGAUCCACUAGAUUUACAUUAUGUUAUCACAGCUGAUGACGAUGAAGUAGAUGAUGAGGAAAUAGGAAAGGAAGUCAUUGAAAUUUUUGAUGACGACGAUGAUGAAGAAGAAGAAGAAGAGGAACAUGAUAAUGAUGCUAAUGAUCACCACUUGAAAACUCAAGACCAGAAAGCAAGGAACGAUCGAGCAGAGAACUACUCGGCCAAUUACAUCGAUAUUGGCGAAUAUUCGGAAAGCGAUGAACAUGAGCCUAGAUAUGAAUGUUUGGCUUUCUCAAACAAUAGCAUAAUCAACAAAACUGACACUUGGAAUCAGCUCAAUUCAGCAAACACCCCAGUUGAAAACCCGCAGGUGCGAGAAAUUAUAACUCAUCGGACUAGAAAAUCGUAUCAUCCACAGCAAUUGUGCAAUUUGUGCGGUAAGCUAGUUACACACAUUAGAGGCCACUUAGACUCACAUGCAAAUGAAAGGAGACAUGCUUGUCCACACUGUCCGGUUAAGAUGACCAGUAAAGGUAACCUGGUCAAGCAUAUACAUGGUGUGCACCUGAAACUUAUAUCCAAAACAUGCGGCAUCUGCGGCAGGGGUUUCACCAAUAAAAAUUCUUACGCAUCGCAUAUGGUUGCUGGCCAUGGCAUUGGUGAUCGGUAUACGUGUACUUUGUGCUCGAGAAUAUUUAAUCACAAAUCAAGCUUAAGCGAUCACAUGCGGCGAGCUCAUUCGAACGCUAGAAACUUGGCAUGUGAAACAUGCGGCAAAUCGUUCAAAGUCCGGCGAGCGUUGAAAAUUCACAUGAAUGUCCAUUCGACAGACCAACCGUACCCGUGCGGCAAAUGUCCGAAGCGAUUUAAAAGCAGCUAUGCAAGGAAAAUUCAUGAACUUACCCACAGUGGAAUAGUUUUUGAAUGUGCACUUUGUGGAAAAACGUACCGCUACAAAUCACUGCUCAACGUGCACCUUAAAAAGAUGCACCCCGAAUCGGCAGAGUUUCCAGAUGAGGACGAAUCUCCGGAGCGCAGCAUGAGCAAUGAAUGA
This is a messenger RNA of Anopheles marshallii, 1356 nucleotides long. Its product is annotated as zinc finger protein 37-like. Gene Ontology annotation, biological process: regulation of transcription by RNA polymerase II. The coding region runs from base 1 to 1356 and encodes 451 amino acids. Gene Ontology annotation, molecular function: DNA-binding transcription factor activity; zinc ion binding; RNA polymerase II cis-regulatory region sequence-specific DNA binding. The transcript has 4 exons. NCBI's taxonomy places the organism in Eukaryota, Metazoa, Arthropoda, Insecta, Diptera, Culicidae. Gene Ontology annotation, cellular component: nucleus. The record is from RefSeq and is a predicted model, not a curated record.